Drosophila grimshawi is the source of this 1645-nucleotide messenger RNA. RefSeq names its product acetyl-CoA acetyltransferase (gene Acat2). The coding region runs from base 169 to 1347 and encodes 392 amino acids. Gene Ontology annotation, molecular function: acetyl-CoA C-acetyltransferase activity. NCBI's taxonomy places the organism in Eukaryota, Metazoa, Arthropoda, Insecta, Diptera, Drosophilidae. Gene Ontology annotation, biological process: fatty acid beta-oxidation. The record is from RefSeq and is a predicted model, not a curated record. The transcript is spliced from 5 exons.
AUCGUUGCGGCGAAUAUCAUUGUGAGCAGCAUGCUCGCCGCAUCGGCGAAUGCAGUUGUUUCAGCGCGCUGAGCGAGGCAACAACGGCAUAGUUUCGGCUGCGCUAUAUUUAUUGCUUAUUUAUCACUUAAAACAUAAACAUUUGCUUGAAAAAUUGAUUGCUUCGCCAUGUCUGACGUGUAUAUUGUAUCUGCGGCCCGUACUCCAAUUGGCAGUUUCAAUGGAUCGCUUUCCAAACUAAAGGCAUCCGAUCUGGGCAGCGUCGUCAUCAAAGAGGUGCUCCAACGGGCCAAGGUCGAGGCUCAACAAGUCAACGAAGUCAUCAUGGGCCAGACCUUGAUUGCUGGGCAAGGUCAGAAUCCCGCGCGACAAGCAUCUCUGAAAGCUGGCCUGCCCAUAGACGUGCCCGCCUACGGCAUCAACAUGCUCUGCGGCUCCGGACUCAAAACUGUUGUGUUGGGUUAUCAGGCGAUACGUGCUGGAGAUGCACAGAUUGUGAUUGCUGGCGGACAGGAGAAUAUGUCGCUGGCGCCGCACGUGAUGCAUUUGCGUCAGGGCGUCAAGAUGGGUCCCGGCACACUGGUCGAUUCCAUGCUCAACGAUGGCCUAACGGAUGCCAUGGAGCAGAUACACAUGGGCAUCACUGCCGAGAAUCUGGCCGAGAAGUAUGACAUCUCCCGAACGAGGCAGGAUGCCAGCGCAUUGGAUUCGCAACAGCGUGCGACACAGGCCCAGCUGGCUGGCCACUUUGAGCGGGAGAUUGUCGCCGUCGAGAUCAGGGAUCGAUCGGGCACGGAACUCUUUGCCAAGGACGAGUACAUCAAGACCAACUGCAGCAUCGAGCAAUUGCAAAAGUUGCGUUCCGCUUUUAAGGAUGGCGGCACCGUUACUCCCGGCAAUGCAUCCGGCGUUAAUGAUGCCGCCGCGGCCGUGCUCCUCAUGUCCGGCGAGCAGCUCAAGCAACGCAAUCUGCAGCCGCUGGCCAAAAUUGUGGGCUGGACACAAACGGGCCUCGAACCCAACUUGAUGGGCCUGGGUCCGGUUAGCGCUGUGGAGGCAUUGCUCACCAAGAUUGGCUGGACACGCGACGAUGUGGAUCUGUACGAGCUGAACGAGGCAUUUGCCGCUCAAUCGCUGGCCGUGGUGCAGUGCCUCCAGCUGGAUGCCAACAAGGUGAACAUUAAUGGUGGCGCCAUCGCCUUGGGUCAUCCCAUUGGUGCGUCGGGUGCCCGUGUUCUGGUCACCCUGCUCUACGCGCUGGAGCGCACCGGCGGACGACGUGGCAUCGCCUCCCUCUGCAUUGGUGGCGGCAUGGGCAUAGCCCUGGCCGUGGAGCGCAUCCUCUAAACCAGUCAAAGAUCAUCGAGCUAUAACUCUAUAUAUAUCCGUAGUCUUUGAUGUAAAGUUUCCAUUUGGUAUUCGGGUUUCUUUCUUGUAUUAUUCUCUGUCACAAAUAUUAAUUUAAUUUAUACUCUUUGUAAAUGUCUCAAAUUCAGUAGCGAAUAGCAUCUAUAUACGACAAUAAUACGCCAUGAACAGCUUUAUAGUUUAUCUAAAAGUUUUCCAACUUCUAAAUAUGUAAAAAACGGUGUUGGUUAUUAAAAUGUGAAUGAAUAAAUCAAUUUUUAUGUGUAUUAUAAAUUUA